UUUUGUGUUAAUCGCCUAUUUUUUCAUGGCUCCGACUGAUAAUGAUAUCAGCAGUACCUCUGGUUGUCGUGAACAGUCUGAAUUUAUCCCUAAGCCCUCAAGUCCUAUUUUUCUUCACUCUUCCGAUAUACCUGGUCUUUCCUUAGUUCCUGUACCUUUCUCAGGAUCUGGUUUUGGAGGAUGGAGAAGGAGCAUUAUUGUGUCAUUGUCUGGUAGAAAUAAAAUUGAAUUCAUCGAUGGUACCUUGCCUAGACCUUCCCCUAAUUCACCUGAGUCUAAGCAUUGGGAUAGAUGUAAUAACAAAGUAAUUUUCUGGUUAACUAGCUCUUUGUCUUUCAGUAUUGCUGAGAGUGUUCAGUACUCUGAGACAGCUGAAGACAUAUGGAAACAAUUAAAUAGAAGAUAUGAGACUAUAAAUGGGACUAAGGUUUUUGAGAUUAAGAAGGAACUAGCCUCCACUAACCAGGGUUCUCUCGACAUUGCCUCUUAUUUCAACAAGUUGAAGAAGUUAUGGGAUGAACUAAGAGUCAUGCGCACUUGUCAUGGUAGCACUUGUACCUCUGCUGUUAAGGCUGGUAUCCAGAAAGAGGAGGAAGAGGAUAGGCUGCAUCAGUUUCUCAUGGGUCUGAAUGACACUUAUAUCAGUGUCAGGAGUAAUCUUCUUAUGAUGCAGCCACCUCCUUCCUUGGACAGUGCAUAUAACAUUCUCCUUCAGGAUGAGAGACAAAGGCAGAUCAAUCCUUCCUCUCAAUUCAAUCCCGAGUCGACUUCUUUCAAUGUAACAUCCCUUAACCAUUCUUGACCAUUACAACCUCAAAAGCACUACUCUCAAAAAGUAUCUUUUGAUUCAAGUAGAGCAACUCAGUUUUGCAAAUAUUGUAAGAAGAGUGGUCAUUUAAUUGAAAAGUGCUAUAAGUUGCAUGGAUUCCCACCUGCUUUCAAGUUCACUAAUGGUAGGAAGAUGGCUGCAAAUGUUGAGGUUGACAUAUCCUCUAGCAAUGAGUCACAUGCCUCUGCACCUCCUAAUCAGAAUGAGGGUGGUUCUCUGGUACCUGGACUUACUAAGGAGCAGUAUGUUCAGCUCAUGUCUAUGUUGCAACACACUCUUGUGUCUGAAUCUCCUUCUUCUCAUACAAAUCUUAUGGCAUCUACAAAUUUUGCUGGCCCCUUCACUGAAGAGUCCACUGGAAGUUAGUAAAUUGGAACAUGGACUUUACAGGCUUCUGAUGACUCCUCCUCAGUGUAGUAAUUCUGCUUCACACUGCUACACUUCAGUAUCUGAUAGUUUACCUUCUGUUUCCAGUGUUGUUUCACGUUGUAAAUGCCCAUUUAUUGUUUCUGAUUCUUCCUCUAUAUGCAUUCCAUCUACCAUGCAUUGUAAAAAUCAUUCUGGCAUCAAUAAAGAGGAAAUGUUAUGGCAUCAAAGAUUUGGUCACAUUCCUUUUGUUAGACUAAGAGACAUUUCUGGUAUCCCUUAUGUUUUCUCUUCAAAGCAAUCAUUUGUUUGUUCUAUUUGUCCUAUGGCUAGACAGUCCCGACUUCUUUUCCCUGAUAGUAGCAUUAAGUCAUCCCAUCCAUUUCAACUGAUUCAUGUUGACACAUGGGGGGGACCUUACUCUACUCCCACCUACAAUGGCUUUAAAUACUUUCUUACUAUAGUUGAUGACUUCUCUAGAGCAACUUGGACACAUCUUAUGGGUUCUAAAAACAAUGCAUUCCCCUUGCUUAAAGCACUUAUUGCAUUGGUCCAUACCCAAUUUUCUACCAAAGUUCAAUCUGUUAGGAGUGACAAUGCAUUAGAACUUGGUUCCAGUAAUCUUGCUACUCAAUUGUUUAGGGAUCAGGGGAUAAUACAUCAAAUUAGUUGCUCACAUACACCUCAGCAGAAUGGUGUAGUUGAAAGGAAGUAUAAAUAUCUGCUUGAAACUUCUAGGGGCCUACUUUUUUCAGUCCAAAUUACCUCUCAAAUUUUGGGGGGAGUGUGUCCUCACUUCUACCUAUCUUAUCAAUAGGUUUCCUUCCAAGCUCCUCCAGAAUAAAUCUCCUUUUGAACUACUCUAUGGUACUCCCCCUUCCUACUCACAUAUCAGAACAUUUGGCUGUCUCUGUUUUCAUACUAUUCCCAAAUGUCAUAAGAAUAAGUUGCAAGCUAGGGUCGAACCCUGUGUCUUCCUUAGGUACCCUCUUGGUAAGAAAGGCUACAAGUUGUUUAACCUUUCUACUAGGCAAGUCUUUGUUUCCAGGGAUGUCAUAUUCCAUGAACACCUCUUUCCUUUUGAUGCUUCUACACUUUCCUCUCUUGGUCCUUCACCUCCUAUUUUCUCUUCUCAUGUUCACUUCUCUCCUUCUAAUUCUUCCCCUGCUCAUUAUGAUUCUCCAAGUUCUCCUUCUGCUUCUAUUCCCUCUCUUAUUUCCUCUACCUUAGUUGCUCCUCAUGUCCAGACACCUUCUCCCCUUAUCCAACCUACUAUAAAAUCUGCUAGAACUCAUCAGCCUCCUGCUCAUCUUGCAGACUUUGUUUGUGACUUUCCUCCCUCCUUGGCUAGCUCCAGUUCUUUAUCCUCUAUAGUACAGUAUUUUGCUAAUAGUGCUGCCAUUGAGCCUCAAUUCUAUCAUCAAGUUGUUUCAAUUCCAGCUUGGCAAGAAACCAUGAAAAAGGAGUUUGAGGCUCUUGAAGCCAACAAUACUUGGAUGAUUGUUGAAUUACCUGAAGGUAAAAAACCUAUUGGCUGCAAAUGGGUAUAUAAAAUCAAAUAUCGAGCUGAUGGUAGUGUUGAAAGAUAUAAAGGUAGGUUAGUGGUAAGAGGAUAUACUCAAGUAGAGGGAGUGGAUUUUACUGAACCUUCUCUCCUGUUAUUAAAUUUUCCACUGUUAAAUGUCUGGUGGUUGUGGCAGUUAAGAAGAGGUGGUCUCUUUUCCAACUUGAUGUGAAUAAUGCUUUCUUGCAUGGUAAUCUAGAUGAGGAGGUCUACGUGAAAUUGCCUCCUGGUUUGUCUGUUUCUUCUUCUUCUUCUUCUUCCUCUCCUUUGGUAUGCAAGCUUCAAAAAUCUUUAUAUGGGCUUAGGCAGGCUUCUCGGCAGUGGUAUGCUAAGUUGUAUCUUGCCUUGUGCUCUAGGGGUUAAACACAUUCUUUGAAUGACUAUUCUCUAUUUUUCAAAAAAUAUGUCUCUUUUAUUAUGUUGUUGGUUGUCUGUGUUGUUGAUAUUAUUUUAACGGGUGAUGAUGAGGCUGAGAUACUUGCUUUAAAAGCCUUUUUGGAUGGUUAUUUUAAGAUCAAGGACUUGGGUACCUUGAAUUAUUUCCUGGGCAUUUAAGUGACCUAUUUCCCUUCUGGUUUACUUCUCCAUCAACAUAAGGUUAUCUCUGUUCAGUUCUGAGGCUGCCCAUGUUGUCUCUCCUUUGGAUCUCACUCAAAAACUUAAGGCUGGUGUUGGUGAUCUGUUACCUAAACUUGAACAGUUUCGGAGUUUGAUUGGAAAGCUCAAUUUCCUUACACACAUCAGACCUGACUUGUGCUUUGCAGUCCAGCACUUAAGCCAGUUUCUUCAAUCUCCGAGGCUUCCUCAUAUGGUUGUUGCUCUUCAUAUUCUGAGGUAUUUGAAAGGCACAUAUGACAUGGGGGUUUUCUUUGAAGACUCUUCUGAUUUGUCCCUAACUGCCUAUUGUGAUAGUGAUUGGGCAACUUGCCCUGACACACGAAGAUCCGUUACUGGUUUUAGCAUUUUCUUGGGGGGUUCCCUCAUUGGUUGGAAGUCUAAGAAGCAACCAGUAGUUUCACUUUCUUCCGCAGAAGCCGAAUACAGUGCUGUUAGUAAAGUUGUUGCAGAGCUUGCUUAGGUUGCCCGCUUGCUUGAUGAUCUGCAUGUCUUUGUUGCUUCUCCUGUGCCUGCUUUUUGUGAUAAUCAGGCAGCUAUUCACAUUGCUCGCAAUCCUGUUUUCCAUGAACGCACUAUACACAUAGAAGUGGACUGCCACUUUGUCCGUACCAAACUUGCUGCUGGGGACAUUCAGUUGUUUCAUGUGCCUACUACGGCUCGACUUGUUCACCAAGCCCCUCACUAGUGGUAUCCAUCAUGGGUUGAUGUCCAAGUUGGGCGUUGUAUCCCCGUCCAACUUGCGGGAGGUGUUGACGUAAUGAUCUCCAGUCGGAAGCCCAAAUUCAAACCAGUUGAUCGAGGCCCAUUAUAGUGUAGUAGCAUAUCUUAUUUAUGUACCAAUAUAUUAGAGAGCCCAAUGUAAUUUUCUAUGAUUAAUAGUCUCGGGCCAGGUCCAUUGUAUAAAUAGAGACAAUUAGCUCUAUUCAGUAGUAGUUUUGUACAUUCUUUUUCAAUAAUAAAAGAAGCUUCUAGA
Messenger RNA from Nicotiana tabacum (common tobacco), 4350 nucleotides. RefSeq lists its product as uncharacterized. Lineage: Eukaryota; Viridiplantae; Streptophyta; Magnoliopsida; Solanales; Solanaceae. The record is from RefSeq and is a predicted model, not a curated record.